Drosophila eugracilis is the source of this 2798-nucleotide messenger RNA. It is a transcript of the gene f-cup, whose product is annotated as leucine-rich repeat-containing protein 40. Gene Ontology annotation, biological process: immune response; toll-like receptor signaling pathway. The record is from RefSeq and is a predicted model, not a curated record. NCBI's taxonomy places the organism in Eukaryota, Metazoa, Arthropoda, Insecta, Diptera, Drosophilidae. Gene Ontology annotation, molecular function: protein binding; transmembrane signaling receptor activity. Gene Ontology annotation, cellular component: membrane. The coding region runs from base 229 to 2535 and encodes 768 amino acids. The transcript is spliced from 11 exons.
UAAAACGACGCAAAACCUGGACAAAACCGAAUUCACCUGUAUUUCGGUGGCUAUUUCUCGUUCCACUAACCCAUUUAUUCCGUUAUCCUUACCAGCUUUGGAGGUUCGGAGGACGUAGAUUUUAGCUCUUUUCACGGAGCCCAGGGAUGUGACCAGGCAUCCGCUUUCGGCGGCGACUUUAACAUUGGCCACUCUUGCUUCACCCAUUACGGCAGCUGUCCCGACGAAAUGAGCGACAGGAUAGGACGUGGAAGGGGUCGACCCAGCGCUAGAGUCAACUCCACUGCCAGUAGGAUUCCCCGGUCCGCCCAGAGUCCUCGCCAAACGCCCGUAGUUCACUCACCCAAGCCAAACUACUCAUUUCGACCAGUUUUCCAUGAGAGGAGCAAUCACGAGGAUAACCAAGUUCUUAACCAGCAGCUAUGGAAACUUGCCCGAAAAACGGGCACCCUGAAUCUUUCCAACAAAGGAUUGGCCAGAGUGCCCGAACGACUCUACGACAUCAACGAAGCAGAUGCGGAUAGCAAGGCUGUAAAUCUGGAGCAGCUGUCGAUAAAAGAGGAGGAUGCCUGGUGGAACCAAGUGCCAUUAAACAACCUCGACCUCAGCUCCAACACCUUAACGCACAUAUCGCCGAAGAUCGAAAAUCUGCAGUCCCUGACCGUGCUCACACUGCAUGAUAAUGCUUUAGUGGAGCUACCUCCGGAAAUUGGGAAGCUGGAAAAGCUUAUGCGUCUGAAUGUUAGCCACAACAAGAUCAGCGAGCUACCCCGUGAGAUCUAUAGCUUACCAGAGCUGCGACAUCUUAACAUCUCGUACAAUGAGUUCAAAGAAAUCGAUCCAGACAUUAGUGACCUUCACAUGCUUGAAUUUCUGGAUGGCGGGCAUAACAAUAUUCAAUCCCUGCCCGGCGGCAUUGGGUUCCUGGUGCGUCUAACUGCGCUCUUGUUGCCCUAUAAUCACAUCAAGGAACUGCCGCCCGAUCUUGUUAACAUGCGCUCUUUACAAAAAAUUGAUCUGAUGCAAAAUGAUUUGACCUGCCUGCCGGAAGAUAUGGGUCUGCUGCGGAAGCUAGAGUGCCUUUAUCUGCAGCAUAAUGAUAUUCAGGAACUGCCUGAUUUCGAAGGGAACGAGACACUGAACGAGCUUCAUGCCAGCAAUAAUUAUAUAAAGAUUAUACCGAAGGCUAUGUGUAGCAACUUGCCCCACCUGAAAAUACUCGAUCUGCGAGAUAACAAGAUCACAGAAUUACCCGACGAGCUGUGCCUGCUGCGGAAUUUGAAUCGCUUGGAUGUGUCCAACAAUACGAUUAGCGUGCUGCCAGUCACCUUGUCAUCGUUGGCCCACUUGAUCAGCCUACAGGUUGAGGGAAAUCCCAUAAAGAUGAUCAGACGCGACAUACUGCAAUGUGGAACGUCGAGAAUUUUGAAGACGCUGCACGAGAGAGCGCUAGCCAAGUCCAGGGAGGAGGGAGGUGGAUCCGAUGGUGCCUUCUCAUCAGCGGGCAUCAGUGUUACCCGAUUGCGUGGUGGAGAAUCGGACUCCGGAGAAAUGCCUGGAAACUUUCCGGAUAGUAGCUAUCCCCCACAACAUCAACAGCAAGAUCUUGGACACGAAUGCCAAUUUUCAUAUCCAUGCCAGCAGCAAAUGCAGCAGAACUUUUGUGUAUAUGAGCCGCUAAGGAAUUGCCCGGAGUAUAAUCCCCAGACCCAGGGCCAAAUAUAUGAACCUGAGAGCUACCAGCAGCAGCAUCAAAAUGGCAAUAUCCGAUCUCUUUUCGUUCAGCAGCAGCAGCAGCGACUAGAAAAUCCAUUUCCCAAAUGCUUUAUGUAUCAGCAACAGCAGCAACAGCAACAGUUUUUCCAUGGGCAGAAUGAAUCCUCUCGCUUAGCAGUGCAUCCACGUUGGGUAUACAAAUUGCGUCAUACACGUACAUUAGCUGUCAAUCUGGAGGAACUAACUGAAGUUCCCGAUCAGGUGUUCCAGAUAGCCAGAGAUGAAGGAGUCCAUGUGGUGGACUUUGCGCGCAAUCAGCUGAGUACCUUGCCCAAUGGACUGCAACAUAUGAAAGAUCUGGUUACGGAGCUUGUUGUGUCCAACAAUCUCAUCGGAUAUGUGCCACAGUUUAUCUCUCAGUUUACACGUAUUUCGUUUUUGAACUUGUCUAACAAUCUGUUGAAUGACCUGCCCAAAGAGUUCGGUGUCUUGAACACUCUGCGUGAACUAAACAUUGCGAAUAAUCGCUUUCAGUUCAUUCCCAACUGUGUAUACGAGUUGCAAGGUCUGGAGAUUCUCAUUGCCAGUGAGAACCACAUCAAAAUGUUAAAUGUUUCGGGUUUAAAAACCAUGCCUCGCUUGAGUACAUUGGAUUUGCGUAAUAAUGAUAUUGAUAGUGUACCGCCAAUAUUGGGAAAUUUAACCAACAUAACCCACUUGGAACUGGUUGGCAAUCCCUUUCGUCAGCCCCGCCAUCAGAUCCUGAUGAAGGGCACGGAUGCUAUCAUGUCCUAUUUACGAGAUCGUAUACCCACAUAGAAGAGCAAUCUACACAGUUUUUUAGAAACACUUCACUAGCAAUAUGUUUAUUUUGACAAAAAGCUUAAUGGAAAUUAAUAGAUACACUCGACCAUGCCCACACACAACCCACUAUCGUUUCUGGGUUGGUUGUGUGUGGACAAGGACGAGUAGUGACCAGACAAGUACAACAUAAGGUCACAUCCACCAACUGAACUAGUCGCAAUACCUAACACAUUGUUAAUUCUGGCUGAGCAUCUGCAAUAAAUGGGAAUAGAAAAUAA